AUGUGGAAGAAGGUAUUCGCUUCUCUGCUGUUCAACCAGCAGUGUUCCACCGGCGCCCUGACUGCUCGUUUGUCACGCCCAUUCUUUGGCUUUCUGUUCUCAUGGGCUUCUCAGCCUGUGGGUGAAGACGUCGGGGACAAGCGCUUUGCCGCCUCCCUCCGGCCAGGACUCUUUUCCUGCCUGUCUCCUGCACUGGACCAUGCAGGUGAAGUCCCAAAGCAGAGAUCCUGGAACUGGCAUUUAGAACCUGAACUGUGGGCAAGAUCACUUCGACAGCAGUUGAAUGUCCAACUUCUCUCGCCCCUGGGAGAGAAGAGGGCAGGUUUGUCUCUUGAUGCAGUGUCAUCAGAUACCCUUGAAUCUUGGCACUCUGCUUGUAGCCUGGACAGCACAGGGCAGUCUGGGACCUACCAGACAAAACAGAGGAAAUUCCUGAUGGCAGCGACUGACUUGGAGCAGCCUACAGUGCUUAAGCUACUGCUAGCUGAGCUCCAAACUCUAUUCUCGGCUGUGCUGCAGGACCACAGCCCUGCAGCUUGGCGCUACCUGCAUGCAGUGCUGGGUCUCCUGCCUCCAUAUCGUGAGUUGCUAGUCGGUCACCUCGAUUUGCUGCCCUUCCUGGAGCAGCUGUACUGCUGGGCACCCUGGGUCCAAACCCAACUCCAGCUGGACCUGCUAAGUGCCAUAGACCACGCCUUUCCCCCAGACAGCUCUUUGUUAUGCAGUGCGUCCCAUGUUGACUGCCACCCCCAGAAGAAGAGGUUUCAUCGAAGCCCACCAUGCCCAGCCUGUCCUUUUGUGCUGGCCCAGUGGGGUGGGCAGCAAGUAAGGCAGGAAUUGGCCACAUGGCUGCGACCAUUGACAUUGCCUGAGCUACAGCACUGCCUGGGCAUUGUCGGCGCUGAGGUGGCCCUAGAAGAGACCCAAUGGCUAGAUGGUCUCAGUCUCCUACCAUUGGCACUGGCUACAGACAUCCCUGUACAGUAUAAAAGCAGUGACACUGACAACGUAGAAGAGGAGCCCAUCAGAAGCAAAGAAGCUACGAUUCAGUUUGACUAUAAAGUUUCUGAAGAGAGGCCCUUCCAAAAGCGAAGUAGUAGUUCCUCACCUGAAGUGUUCUUCUCUGGUAGCCAGCCAUUGAACGUUCUGAAUACAGACAAAUACCUGAAGAAGAUCUACUUCUUCUACCUGAAUGUGGCUCCCAGUCGGUACUUCAGGCCCUAUGACCUGGUGGUGGUGCCACCAAAAAGGGUGAAUCCUGAGCACUACGUCUUCUCUCCCUUUGGGAUCCUGCAUGUACAUCCUGUGGAGGGCAGUGAGGUUAUGACGCUGGGUGCCUGGCACCACCAGACUGUUCUCUGGCAACAGCUGCAGCUCAUUCCAUUCUUUAAAUACUGCCUUGUACGCAAGGCCUUCACCUGUUGGAGGAAGACCAUGAAGUGGCAGGGGCUGUGUCGGCUCCGGACUUUCCUAGGGAAUCACCUGCUCCUGGCUGUGCCCCACUUUGGAGCUGGGCUUCUCCAUAUUAACAGGCUUCUGCAGGAGCUACACUCUGUGUCCUGGCUACCCCAGGAGCCGGAUCAGUGCUAUGAGCUACUGGAUCUGAAGAAGGCUCUAUUCAAGGAGAACAGAAAGGCUCUACAGUUGCUCCAUCGCUGUGUGAACCUCUGUGCAUCCAUUAUUCAUCUGGUUCACGAGGACACAUACCACAUGCAGCAGGGCCUGCAGGAACGAGUACAGAACUGCAACCGGAUCCGGGCAGGCCAAGGGUCCCUGUACCUGCUGAAGGUGCAGCGCCAGCAGCUGGAGGAGAAGCUGAAGCAGGCAGAGGCCUGGUUGCUGCAGUUGGGAAAGUUUGCCCGCCUGGUCAACUACAUGAUUUGCCAGAACCUUGUUACAAUCUUGGAAGAUGAAAUAAGCUCUUUUGUGGCCAACGUCCUGCAAGCUCAAAGGCAAAAACCUUUUCUUUCAUCACGGCUGGUCUGUGGUGAUUGUUGCCAGCUCGCUUCUGUGCCCAAUAUUGAACAUAUGACUGAGGUUCUAUCUGAGGGCCUACAUUCCAUCAAGACUUCUGCCCUAAAGCUAAUGCAAUCUGUGGACAAGAAGACCUUGAGGGAUUCCCUGUAUCUUGAAGAAGAUGAAGAGGACAGUUCAGACCCGGAAUUCCUGAUGCCCAAGAUUCAGGGCCAGCCCAGUGAUGCAGUUCGCAUCUUCUGUGGCCCAAAUGUAGGACUGGUGUGGCCCUGGAAGUCUCACCCAAUUACUGGUGUCCUAGAGGUCCAUGGGUACCGGCUUCGGGGCCAGUACUUGCCACCCAAUUACAGUCAGCUUCAGGAGAACUUGGACAACAGCCUUCGAAUCCAGCAGGCACUGACUGUUCAACAGGCCCUGCUGGAGGGCAUGAUGCAGGAGGUGCAGGAAUUCUGCAGAGAACAUCACUGGAUAACAGACUUUUGUGAGUACCUGCAAGCCUGGGGGCCUCCGAAACUGGAGGACCUGAGAGGAUGCCCCAUCAGGAAGUAUGUAAUGGUGGUGAGCCAGCUGGGCGCUUGGCAGGCCCGCCUCUCCAGCAUGCCAGGCGAGCUGCUGACGGAAGGCAAGCUGCUGCUACUGAGUUGCCGGGAGACACAGGCAGAGCUGGAGUCCAAGCUGGACAGCGUGAAGAAGGAUAUUCUUACACAAGUACAGAAUGAAUGCUUGAGCCGUAGCCAGCAACUAAUGACAGAGCUCACAGAUUUCAUUCAGGUCUUCCAAACCAUCAGUACAGACAUUCAUUCCAUUGCACAGUGCUCCCAGAAGUUGAAGGAAGCCAAUGAGCAGUACCUCCAACUGGAGGAGCAAGUAGAAUACAUCCGUUCACUCCAGGAAUUCAUCCGCAGCUACUUUAACGUCUUUACUGCCGAGAGUGAGGCCCUGGAAAUCUUGCUUGUGGACACGUGGGAAACAUUUCAGCUUGAGAAAACCCAGGCCUCUGAGUUCCUGCUCAGCAAGCAGUAUGCCAUCGUGCCCAAGCUGCAGCAGAUGAUGGCAACAGCAUUGGCUGAGCUGGAAGGCCUGCUUAAGAAGGCCCUGUCUGGUCCCUUCAUGGACCCCACACAAGAGCAGAGGAGCACUGAAAGCAAGCUUGUCUCCAUAGAACAUCAGUUCAAGAACACGGCCAGCCACCUCUGUGAACUACACCAUACUUACGUCACCUUUACUGGAGAUGAGAGUCCUGUGCCCUUGCCAGUCUGUGGCACGCGUCCUAUCGUGCUGCAGCAACACAUCUGGCACCUGUACCGAGUCAUCUCUGAAACUUUCAGCGAAUGGAAGUGCAUAGCUUUUGUCAAGUUCAGCCUGCCUGUGGCCCAGGAGAAGACAGAUGGCUGGUUGGCAGAGGCGGCUCAGAUGAACGCAGCUCUAGGGGUGCACAGCCCAGUGCUACAGUGCUGCAUUCGCAUGCUGAAAGAGUUUCGAAGCUACCUGCCCUUGCUCGUUAAGCUGGGCAGCUUCCAAAGGCAUAACCUUAGUUACCAGUCCCUCCUAAGAGCCAUAGGGCUAAGCAAUCUCCAAAAUAUGGAACUCCUGACACUGGGUCAGCUGCUCACUUGUCCACUGCUGGAGUUUGCGGAUCGAAUCAAUCAGGUCUGGCAGUGUGAGUAUGAACGAGUCCGUGCCCAGGAGAACCUACAACGGCUGCAGCAGGACUGGGAAUCGCGCCGGCUGCGUCUGCUCAACUUCAUCCUUCAUGUACCUUACGAGUCAUCAGCCUCUGAGCACUGUAAGAAGCAGACAGUGUCUGGCCCCCAGUGGCAAGUGGUGAGCAAGGAUAGUGGCACCUUCAUCCUCUCAGACUACAACAGUUUACAAGAUUCCAUCCAGAAAAGUCUUCAGGUGUUGUUCAAGGUCCUUGCCAUCCAAAAGUCAGGAGACUUACACAAAACAGCGUUGGAGUGGGUGACCAUCAUGCAAGCCUUGGGUGCCCUGCUGGAGGUGUGGAUGGCUUUCCAGCAGAAAUGGAUUUUUCUAAAUAAAGUUCUACAUGAGAUGAAGAUCCAGUUUCCUAGUGCUGAGCUGCACACUCGUUUCAAGGCUUUGGAUGAUCAGUAUCGGAUGCUGAUGCGCAUCUCUGUAGCUGACCCAAUGGUUCUGUCACUUAUAAUGCCCAGUGCCAAGAGAAGCCCUUACUUUCAAGGUCAGCAGCUACAACAGAUGCUGCAAGCAGGAUCAGUGGAGCUGGAGGGCAUUGUCAUGGCUCUGGAGGCUGUGCUCUACGGCGUGUGUGCCCACUUCCCCCGCCUCUUCUUCCUCAGUGACAGUGAGCUGGUGGCCCUGCUAGCUGCCUCUCCAGAGCCUUGUGAGGCUGAGUUAUGGGCUCAGCGCUGCUUUCCUUAUGUACAUACUGUGCGCUUCAAGUCCAACACAACUAAUGAGAAAAACAUGGAUGGCCGAGAGUCAAGCCCAAACAGAUGUACUCAGGUGGAGGCACUUGCUGUGCUAGGGGAAGGAGGGGAGGAGGUGAGGCUUCAGGGACCUCUUCUUUUACAUUCAGAUCUCCCCAAGUGGCUGGCCUCUCUGGAGAACUGUCUGCGCUUGGCACUUGUGUGCAUGUUGCAGGACUGUGUGGCAGCCCGUCUUACAGUGAAACCUUCCAUAGGUGAGACCUUUAAGAAGUUGCCUCAGCAAAGCCAGUUGCAUCUACCACUAAAUGUCCAGCACUGGCUAGAGUUAGUUCAAGUCUUCCCAUGGCAGUGUAUAAUGGUAGCAGAGGAAGUGGUGUGGCGGGUUGAGAUGGAGGAGGCUCUUCUUGAGUUGGGUACCCUGGCCACGACCUCCAGGCAUAUACACAAACUUGCGGUACUGGUACAAUUUAUGCAAGCCCAGAGGAGCUCCCAAGGAGGGCAGCCCCUCCUCUCUGUCCGCCAGGCCAGCCUUCUCAGCGCUCUGCUGGUUAUGGCAGUGACCCACCGGGAUAUAGCACAGCUGCUGGAGAAGCAUCAGGUCAGUGAUCUGACAGACUUCCAUUGGGCUCGCCAACUCAAGUAUCACCUGGGUCCACCUCAUUUGCAUCCCCAAAGCCCUCUGCAGAACCUUAAGACUGUUGUAUCCACCGAGCGCUCCCUACCACCAGCUGCAUGCUGGAUAGAUGUGCUGGGUAGGUCUUUUCUAUAUAACUUUGAGUACCUGGGUCCCAGACUGGGGCCUCUACCUAGCCUGCUACUUGAGCGGCCAGUGCUGAUUCUGUUAUUGGCCCUAGAGGAGGUGGCUUGUGGGACCCUAGUGGGUCCUGAUGGUGUAGGCAAGAAAAGUAUGGUGAACAGCCUGGCACGGGCUCUGGGUCGCCAGCUGGUGAUGAUGCCAUGCUUGCCUCAAAUACAGGCCCGAUGCCUGAGCAAUUACCUGCAGGGAGCCCUGCAGGGUGGUGCCUGGUUGUUGUUGGUGGGAGUUCAUCUCCUACCCCCUGGCUUGCUGUCUGCCCUAGGCCAGUGCUUGGCUGAACUGCACUGCCUGUAUGCCCCACUGCACCUGAAGGCUUCUCAAAGCAUCAGCACCAUGGACCCCACCAAGCCCCAGAUCCUUGGCAGUGGCUUGUUUGAGAAACAUCAUGUGUCUGUACGUCUGGGCUAUGGCUGUCUCCUGACACUGCGAGCCCUGAGCGCUGCUGUGCCUGCCAACUUGCAUCUGCUGCUGCGGCCCGUGGCACUGGCACUGCCUGACUUGCAGCAAGUGGCAGAGCUGACUCUACUUGGUGCAGGUGUACAGGAUGCCGCUAGCAUGGCUACCCGUCUAUCUAAAUUCUUCUCUCUAGAGCGUGAGCUGGUGUCUGGGUCCCUGCCCUGCCGCUUGCCACUGCUUAAGCAGAUACUGGAAGAGACAAUACAGACAUUACAUGUGACCAAAAAGGAACUCGAGUCCCAGGAGUCUGGCAGCCUAGCUGCCAUGGAGGAGGCUGCCUUACUACGUGCUCUGGUGCACUCACCACUGUUCAGCAGCCUCGAUGGGUUCCGCCUGCACAACCUCCGAGAGCUGCUCUGUGGGAUUUUCCCUCAUGCUAGCCUAGUGCUGGCAGAGCCUAUAUCCCGUAGGCUGAUGAAGUCACUGAUUAUAGAGGAACUGCAACAGGUAGAUCUGCAUCCAAGCCCUGACCUUAUGGGGUCCCUGGAGCAGCUCAGUGAGGCCCUCAGUCGAGCUUCAGGCAUUCUGCUCCUGGGUCCUGCAGGGAGUGGCAAAACGACUUGUUGGCACAGCUUAUUUAAGAUCCAGAAUCGGCUGGCAGCUAUGGACAAAAUCUCAGCCCAGAGAUCCCAGCCUGUGGAAAUCACUCAUAUGUAUCCCAGUGUGCUCAGCUCUCAGGAAUUCCUGGGAUGGCUAGAAGGCUCCUAUUGGCACUGUGGUAUCUUUCCCAGGUUACUUCGCACAGCCCCUCAUUGUAAAAGAGUGAGCCCAAGGGAACAGACUGAGGAAUCGACGGGGAUCCAGUAUUGGGUAGUAUGUGAUGGGGCCCCCAGUGCUGUUUGGCUGGACUCCAUCACUUGCCUUCUGAGUGACCCCCCUCAAGUUAGUCUCCCCAAUGGACAGCAGAUAGCACGACCCCCAGGUACCUUUUUUUUGAUGGAGGUGGCAGAUGCAACAUGUAUAUCCCCAACAUUGGUAGGCCAUUGUGCUCUAGUCUGGUGCGGGGGGGAGCAGACCUGGCAGAGUAUGUUCAACGUUCUGAUGGCAUCCAUUCCCCGUGAGUACCGCCUGCUACCCCAUACCGUCAUUGAGCUUGAUCAACUGGCUGACAGUCUGGUGCCUGCAACAUUCCGAUUCCUCAUUCGCAAGGGUGCUAGUUCUCUGCUGCAGGUACAUGGGCAUCAGGCUGUUUGCCCAGGAGUGGCUGAAAUCACCAACUUGAGCCGCAUCUUGCAUGGUCUGCUUGAUGCCCAUCUUGGCCUAGAUGAGAAGGAGAUGGCACCUGAUCCAGACGACUUCACCUUCAUCUCUUCAAAAAGCACCUCUCCAAACUGGCCCAAGGUUGACAGCGAAGCUGUGCCAAAUAAGGACAGGGAGCAUUUGCUUGUUAUCAGUAGCUUUCUUUUUGCCGUGAUUUGGGGCUUUGGAGCCCACCUUCCUUCCAGGUUUUGGCCCUUAUUUGAUACCUUCAUAAAGAAUUCCAUCAGUUCGCUCUCCAACUAUCCUGGGCUACCACCUGCAACUUUAGUGUUUGAGCUACAUGUGAACCCUGAAGAUGGGACACUGGUCCCCUUCACUGGCCAAUAUCUAAGCAGCUACAUCAAGGGAUCACUGGGUAUCUUCCACCCCUCUACGCAGACUGAACGGCUCUUGUAUGUGGUAGACCUGCUUUUGUCAAGGGGACAACCAGUGCUGCUGGCUGGAGAGGAAGCAACCGGGAAGUCAGCCUUUGUGGAGGCGCUAGUGGAGCCAAAUCAUCCUUACAUAGACAGCCGGGUCCACCCUGCCCUUCAUUCUACCCACUUUCGCCUCCUGCUAAGCAGAGGAGUCCAGGACCAAACACAAGCCAGUUCAUGGUCUACACGUCACCAGGAUUCCGAAGGCUCCCUCCUCUUCCUGCUGGAGGAUUUGCACUUGGCUACUUCUGAUGCGGAGAAGAGCUGCCAGCCAGUGUUGGAGGCGUUGCGACAAGCCAUGGAUGGCACCGUGUAUGCCCACAGCACACUGGAACUGCAGACACUGCAGCCUAUAGUCAACUUUCUGGCCACUGCCACAGUGCCAGGAGGCUCUGAGCGCCCUCUGUGUCCCCGCCUUUGUCGACUCUUCACAGUGCUGGCAUUAGGCAGUGUGACACAGGCUACUCUGAUGAGCAGGCACACACCUAGCAUCCAGGCCUGGCUUGAGCGGUUUCCCUCUGUGGAACAAGUGGGUAUUCUGGGGAAAGCUCUGGUGCAGGCCUCGGUGGAUGCCUGGGAGGCUGUGUGCCACUGCUUCCUGCCUUCACCUCUCCACCCGCACUACCGUUUUUCCCUGCAUUCUGUGAGCCAACUUCUGGGAAGCCUGCAGCUACUGCCAACCAGAGGGAGCUCACAAGUUUUUGAAGACUAUUUCUAUGACAAGGAGCACUUGUACCGGGUGUCAGGGUUGCAGGGCAGUUGCCUCACUAUUAUGAUGAGCUUGCGCUAUGUGGUUCGCCUCUGGUUGCAUGAAGCACAGAGAACUUUUUGUGAUCGGCUGGACAGCCCCAGGGAACGCUCCUAUUGUGCCAAGCUGCUCCUAGAAGUAGCUCAAAGAGUCUUCUGCCAUGGGCCAGGGCCCCAGCUCUUGGUCAGGGACUAUGAGGGAGAAGAGGAGGAGGAGGAAAAUGUACCUGAAGUAGAAUCUGAGGGAGAGUUGGCCCAGUGGGAAGACUUAAGCAACAGCAACAGUGAAACAGAGGAGGAAGAGGACCCUUAUGGCCUCCAGGCCACCACAAGCUCAUUUUCCAGUGAUCCAAGUGUAGCACCAUCCAUAAAGAGAGUCAGCAGGGAGACCACAGAAAGCAUAAGUCACAAGACAGAGCAAAGAGAAGGCACAAGGGCUUCCAGCUGUAAGCUCCAGUCAAAGGAAUUCAACACUUUGCAGAAAGCAACUCAGGUGGACAUGGUCGCACCCCUGUUGCUACCAGUACUACUACUCCGUCCCAAGGAAAAACCAUCAGAUCUGGUCUUCUGUCAGGAGCUGACACUUGGGUCCAGUUCUGAGGGCCCCAAUUUGUAUCUAGAACGACAGUGGGGAAGGUUGGAAAAGCAGCUGGCCACUUUAGCUGCUCAGCUGAGACUGAGUCCCCACCUUGUCCAGAGCCGCCCCAUGGCCCAGCACGUCGCCCGCCUGGUCCGGGUGCUGGCCAGGCCCCAGCAGCAUGGCCUAUUGCUGUCAGGAGCUCCGGCGACUGGGCGUCGUGUUGCUGUUACUCUGGCUGCUAGUGUUUGUCAGGCCCGCCUCUUCCAUCUGCCAACUGGGCCUGAGGAGGCCAUUCUCCAGUGUCUACGAGAUGCCAGCUGGGAUGCUGGAAUAUUAAGCCACCCAGUGGCCCUGCUGGUACCCAAGACUGUGAAUCUCACUACUCUUUAUCGGCUGGUGGCCCUGGCAACUGUAGGCAGUUUCCCUGACCAGUACACAGAGGCAGAUCUGGACAACAUCGAGGCACAUUUCCCCAGGGAUAACCUUGUUAAUAAAUGUAACAUUAAGAAGGAAAUGGUGUUGCAAAGGUUCUAUCGGCAAGUAUGUAGCCACUUGCACAUGUUUUUCCUGGUUGGAGAUGACCAGGCCCAAAACAAGCUGCCCUGCACCAUUUUCCUGAGGCUCCUUCAACUGGCCACUGCCAGCAUUGACCGCUAUGAACCUUGGGACCAAGCUUCCCUGGUGAGAGUGGCCCAGUACCACCUGGAGGGUGCUCAAAGCCUACCCCUUGAUGAUGGACCCUUCAAGUGUCCAGACCUCCAGGCCUCAAUUCCUAGUGUGGCUAAAGCCAUGGCUCUCAUUCAUCUUUCUGCUGCCUACUACCAUGAGCACUUGUGCCCUGUGUUGCCACUUGUCACCCCCAAGACCUUCUUAGAUUUCCUGGAUACCUUCCUGCUGCUUCAACAAAAGAUGAUCCUGCAGAUAAAGAAUAGAGCCAAGAGGAUCCAGAAUGCACUGGAGAAUCUGAAGAGUCUACUUGAGCAGCACAGUGUCCAGACCAACCUUGUCAUCAACUUGGAGCAGCAACUGAAAGACUCCCACAUGAAACUCACCCUAACUCAACAACAGCUAGAGCAGGGCAAGCUCCUGCACAAGCAGCUGUUGGCAGAGUGUCGGCAUCAGGAGAACCUCACUGAGAACCUGACCAAGCAUCGGGAUGCCCUCCAGGCUCAGUAUGAGGCUUUUCUCAAGCAGAUGGGCAAAGCAUUUCUGGGUCCUCUGAGCCAGCUGAAGGUGACUGACUUUGAAGAGAUACGGAGCUAUCGAGCACCACCAGAAUCUGUAGUACGGGUGACUGAUACACUGUGUGACCUGUUUCACCGUGAAACUGGCUGGGCCAGUGCCAAGCAGCUUUUAUGCACUGAAGAUUUUUAUCAGGAGCUGGUAUUCUUCCCCAAGGAGAAGAUGACUGACACAGAGCUGAUAAAGUUGAACGAUGCUCUGAAGUCUCUGGGUAUGAAUAACAGAGCCCUGCGGGCAGUUAGCGUGCCUGCAGCAAACCUGGCGGCCUGGCUCUGGGCCGUUCUGCGCUACGGGCUGGCACAGCGUCGGGGACUGCCCACAGGCCUACUGCUGCGGCAGGUGGAUGAAAUCCUGACUCGGGAGCAGGCCCGCUUAGGCCACUACCAGUUGCAGGCCCAGGAGAAGCUGGAGGAUAUUUUGACCCUGACUAAGAAGGUACAGGAGGCCUAUGUUACCUACAACCAUAUGCUGGGGGCGCUGGCUAUAGCACAGCGUGGCCAUUAUAAAAAAUGGCCUGUGAAGCCUGCACUAAUCACACCCAUGCACACUUGGACUACAGAGCUCCAGAAUUUAAGCGGACACAGCAUGACCGUGUUUGGAGAUGCUCUUGUGUGUUCAGCUGCUAUUGUCUACCUGGGUCCCUUCCCGCCACCACGGCGCCUGGAGCUCCUAGACAAGUGGCUGGCCCUGUGCAGGGGUUUUCAGGAGCCUCUAGGCCCAGAUGACGUGGCACAGGCACUGAAGCAAAAGCAGAAGCCUAUCAUCAUGCCACCAAAGAACCCCCUGCUGCCCACACGCUUUCCCUUCAGUGUUCUGUCCUUGCUGAGCUGUAGUUCUGAACAGCACCAGUGGGACCGAGACUUGAAACCCCAGGUGAAGUCCGCUCGCCUGGCAGGUCUGCUCCUGCGAAGCUGCACCCACUACCAUAGUUGCCGUUGGCCCCUGCUGCUUGACCCCAGCAACCAGGCCCUCAACUGGCUGAGCCCACUGCCUUUGGAAGAGAACAGGUUGUUGAUGUCAGCCCCUACUGAUGGCAGAGGGCAGGGCCUCAUGGGGAAUGCAAACAAAGAGAAUAAACAGGAACCCACGGGAGGAAAAGAUGCAAGCAUAGAGAGAAAUGAGGCUGAAGAGCAGACCCCAGAGCAGAAGGCAGAAGAACAGGAAAACCAAGAGGAGGAAGAGCAAGAAGGGGAAGAGGAAGAAGAGAAAGAGAUGAAAGAGAAUGAGUUGGAGAGUCAGGAGUCAAAAGUAGCCCUCGAGGCACAGUCUUCUCCUCUUCUCUGCCUUACUGUGCUCUCAGGCACUGACCCAAAGCUAGGUGCUCAGCUUUGUGAGGCAGCUGCCAAUGGCCAGCCUGUGCUCCUAACUAAUGUGGAGCUGGGCCUAGGAUGCCAAGAACUGCAGUGGCUGCUGCAUCGGGAACAGCUAAUGCCACCCCACGUGCAGCCUGGCUUCUGUCUCUAUCUGAGCACAACCCUACCCCUCCAUGCCCUGCAAAAAGUGCUAGGUUGUGAACUGUUGAAGGGGCUGAAUGUCUUGGACCUGGGUCUUAACUUGGAAAUACUAGAAGACCAGAUGCUACAUGAAGUCAUGCACAGAGAGUGUCCUGAGCUCGAGAUCCGCUGGGAAAACCUAAAGACCAGCACCCUGGAUGCCUGUGGAGCCAUAGAGGCUGCUGAGGAAAAGUUGCUGACAAUGCUGUUGUCUAAGGAUGAGAACUCUAAGGAUGAGAAACCCGCCAAGUUUCUACGGCACAUUGUGAGAAUCCAGGCAAAGAUCUGUCAGAUGCAGACCUAUUGUGAGGAACUAAAAGAACAGAAGCUGCAGGAGGUGGUAUUGUGGGUACCCUACCAGCAGGUGGUUUGGCAAGGAAUAGCCAUAGUAAAGGCCCUAAGCACACUACAGAACUCGCUGCCAUUUUUCCAUAUGACUGCAGAAAACUGGCUGGCAGUAACCAGGCAGGCUCUGGAUAGCAUGAAGCCGCGUGAUGUCCAGCACAGGGAGGAUCUGGCCAGCCAUCUGCUGCAGCUAAAAGCACACCUGACCCGCCAGCUGCUGGGCAGCACCUUGACUGCACUGGGACUAACCCAAGUGCCCUUGGUGGGUGCUUUGGGUGCUUUGGCUCUGUUGCAAGUGACAGAGAAAGCACCAAAGCUGGAGAGGCUGGCACUCUACCCUGGACUGCCAGCCUCUCCCAGCACAGGCUACCAGAAGUCAGACCCAAGCGUGGUUCGGCCAGCCUGGCUCACACCAAGAAUCUGGCAUGAAUGUGGGACAUUAGAACUAUUGCCCCCAUUUGCUGGGCUACGUGCAUCCCUGGCAGACCACUCCAGUGUUUGGCAGGAUUAUCUAUCACUGAACUCCACAGUUCUGGGGCCUGCACCUGGGCCCACCUCUGAGCCACUCAGCUUCCUCCAGAAGUUGAUCCUGUGGCGUGUGCUACAACCCAAGAGCCUAGCAAGUGCCCUGGCAGACCUUACCACCAGCCUCCUGGGCCGGCCUCUGGAUGAGAAUCUGAGUAUCCUCACCUUGCCCUUUGAACGAAGUCAGGCUACUCAGCCCAUACUGAUCUUGUUACCACCACCUGGCCACCCCACAGCCAACCUACAUCCUCUGACUGUCAUCGAGAAACUGGCUGCCACACAUAAGCAGGAGCAAAAAUAUCUGCGGGUGAUAGCCCUGGGCUCGGAGGCCUGGAACCCAGUCUCAGAUGUGGUCAGCACCCUACACCAGGCCAUGCUGGAGGGGCACUGGUUGGUGCUAGAUAACUGUCAUCUGAUGUCCCAUUGGCCAAGAGAGCUACUACAGCCCUUACUGGGGCUGCUGGAUGGAGCUAAAGUGGUCUCGGACAACGAAGUGCCACUGCUUUUAGCUGAAGUGGAAAGCAGGAAUGUGGUCACCGUCCAUAGAGAUUUCCGCCUUUGGCUUAUUGCAUCUGCAGAGGCCAGUGCUUCUUUGCCAGCUGUGCUGAGUCAGCACUCCAUGCCUGUUUUCUGGGACCAGUCCCUGGAACUGGGCCACACCUUGAUCCACAGUCUGGAGCUGGCCCAGCAAGAAGUCCACAUGCAGUCCCCUACCCAGGCACUGCCUCUGCUGCUCCUGCAUGGGCUCCUGCUGCACAGGCAGCUCUAUGGAAUGAGGCUGCAGGCACACCGGGGGCGUUGGACUCAUAUGACCCUGACCCAUGCCCUGGAGACCCAAGCACAGCUGUCAGCCAGUCUCAGCAAUCCAGGCACAGCCAUGCAAGAGCUGGCUGCUUCAGUUUUCUAUGGGGGAUCUCUGGGGGACAUCAAGGACAGAGAGGCCCUAACUAGCCUCACCCAGGCCUGCUUGCGACCCAGCAGCCAGAGCCGGGUUCAACCACACACACCUCGGUAUCUGCUGGCCACCCUGAUGCCCAGCCCAGAGCUGGGGAAGCUGGAUGCUAUCGCAGAAUGUGAGGCCCAGAUGCACCUACUGCAUACACCGUCUGAACCCAGGAUCUGUGGACUGAGUGAAGGCCCCCAGGCCUGGCUGUUGCGACGCAGGAGUCGUGCUCUCCUGAGCGUGCUCCAGCGGAGUUCCUCCUCCUGGGUUCCUGCGGCUCGAACAGGCUCCAGGCGCACUGAGAGACGGCUGCAGCAGCGCAUAGUGCAAGUCCAGCAGAAUCUGGAGUCAUUGCAGGCCGCGCUCAACAACCACACUCGACGAGACCAGGCUUUUGCGUUGCGGGGGCGCGGCACUAGGCGGCCUCUAGAGGACUUCCUAAAGACCGAAGCGUUGGAACUGAGUCAGCUGGUGGGCACGCUGCAGCGCGACCUUGACUGUCAGUUGCGGCAGCUGCAGGGUGAGCCUCCUUGCCCCUCCCACCGCUGUAAGGCGGUGGCCCACGCUCUUUGGAGCGGCCGCCUACCGGUGCCUUGGCGGCCCCAUGCGCCCUCCGGUCCGCAGCCGCCCUGGCAAUGGCUGCGGCAGCUGUCGUGCCGUGGGCAGCUGUUGGUUAGUUACCUGGGCGCGAACACAGGCACUGAAGUAUCGGAGCGCAUCUUUCACCUGUCAGCCUUUCGCCACCCGCGCCGUCUGCUGCUGGCACUGCGUUGGGAGGCUGCCUUGGAGCAGCGCGUGUCCAGCUCGAAAUUUCCUGGCAGCCAAGGCCCCAGCAGCCGUCAUCUCCCGAAUAAACGUCGGGAACUGAGCAGCGGCCCUCUGCACCUCCAGGUGGAGAAUGGCCCCAGUCCCAAGGUUCCAGAGAUGGGGCUGCUGCUGAUAGGGCUGCAGCUCCUGCACGCCAAGUGGGACCCGGUAGCUGGGGCCGUGCAGGACAGCUCAUCCAGCCAGCCCAGCCCUCUGCCUCCUGUCAGCGUCAGCGCCGGAACCCAUCGCGCCAGUGCCGGGCCAAGAGCCGCUGGUCUGGUUGUGUAUUCUUGUCCUGUGUACCUGGCAGGGCCCCUUGGCACCGCUAAGCUGCACAGCAGGAACAUCCUGAUGCAUAUUCCUCUACCCACGAAACUCAGCCUUGCCACCUGUAUCCAGCGGAGAGUCCAUGUGUGCAGCCCACCAUUGCCCUGAGCUCUAAAUAAAAUGGUUGUGAUCCCA
Cavia porcellus (domestic guinea pig) is the source of this 14475-nucleotide messenger RNA. RefSeq names its product dynein heavy chain domain 1 (gene Dnhd1). Gene Ontology annotation, cellular component: inner dynein arm; sperm flagellum. The transcript has 45 exons. Lineage: Eukaryota; Metazoa; Chordata; Mammalia; Rodentia; Caviidae. The record is from RefSeq and is a predicted model, not a curated record. Gene Ontology annotation, molecular function: minus-end-directed microtubule motor activity; dynein light intermediate chain binding; ATP binding. Bases 1 to 14448 code for a protein of 4815 amino acids. Gene Ontology annotation, biological process: flagellated sperm motility.